Drosophila sechellia is the source of this 524-nucleotide messenger RNA. RefSeq lists its product as uncharacterized. The record is from RefSeq and is a predicted model, not a curated record. Lineage: Eukaryota; Metazoa; Arthropoda; Insecta; Diptera; Drosophilidae. The coding region runs from base 108 to 434 and encodes 108 amino acids. The transcript has 3 exons.
GUGGACACGGCGUCUUAGGAUUAUUAAUUUUUUGUGUUUAUAAUCGCGAAAAUAGGCGAUUUCGUUUUGUUUUUGCGACGCUCGCCACCUCUUGUCAGUUGCUUUAGAUGUGGAACAGCAGUUGGUUGUGGUCAAGUUUUAGCGUCAGCUCUUGUAGGCGCUCGUCGAUCUGGAUUUUGAGAGUAGCAGGAAGGAUGGAUUUUGCAGCUCCGCGCUGGGUGCCCUGGUCGAAGCGUAGGCAGCUUUUGUGGCCCGUCUUUUGCAGCGCUGCAUUGCAGGUAGAUUGCAUCGGUGAUGAGGGAUACUGUCAGGGAUACUGUCAGGGACCGUGUGGCGAGAAAGUUCAGGUACCCCUGCCAGAAGGACAGGAGCGCCGAGUCGUUGGAAUCGUCAGGAGUCAUCACGGGCAGGCGCCUGUAGUGUGUUGGCUGUGAUUUGUUGUGGCCGCUGGAGGAGCGCCGCUUGCAACGAGCUCGUCCCGGUUUUUUUUUUUUUUUAUUUUUUUACAUUUCAGGUGGAGGUAC